Strongylus vulgaris is the source of this 215-nucleotide messenger RNA. NCBI's taxonomy places the organism in Eukaryota, Metazoa, Nematoda, Chromadorea, Rhabditida, Strongylidae. The record is from the annotation of a GenBank genome assembly.
CUGUGCGGUAUUUGCAGGCUUGCGGCAACUGGUGCACCGUUUCGCGUACGCGAACGACGAACCGCGGACGAGUUUCUUGCUCAGCUGAAACCACUGAACGAUGCGCUGAAAAGGAAUGUAGACAUGUACAAUUCAGUGGAUCACGAGAAUAUUGUGAGAUUCCACGAGGUGAUCAAAGAUGACGAUCUUGCCCUGGUCGUCUAUGAAGAGUGAGU